Molecule: messenger RNA, 762 nt
Organism: Parastagonospora nodorum SN15
Lineage: Eukaryota; Fungi; Ascomycota; Dothideomycetes; Pleosporales; Phaeosphaeriaceae
Exons: 2
Coding region: 1-762 (253 amino acids)
Molecular function (GO): protein binding
Source: RefSeq, a predicted model, not a curated record
AUGCGCGCAACUACAGAAGGCGCCGCCAAAACCAUCACCGCCCCAAAAGCUCUUCCACGUCUCUCUGCACCCGAAGUCAACUUCGCCACAAUCAUCGUCGGCAGCGACCAGAAACGCUUCGUUGUCCACCAAGGCCUUCUUACCCACUACUCCGAGUUCUUCCGAGCAGCUCUCACCGGACGUUUCAAGGAAGCCGAGGACAAGGUCGUCAAGCUGGAAGACCAGAGUCCCCGCAUCUUUGAAGUCUUCGUUCACUGGCUAUACUAUCAGCGAUUCCCUGACGCAGAUCACAAUGAUGGCGCGGAAAUCAUCGAGCUCUUCCAAGACGAAGCAUGCUUAGAGAAGCGGUACAACAGCGUCGGUACUCUAAUUAAGCUGUACGUGUUCGCCGACCGACACGAUGUCGAGAAGCUCAGGCUUGCUACGAUCAACGAGCUGUUCCAACGUGUUUUGGAAACAGUCAAUUGUCCGCAUCCUACCGCGACGUCUAUCGAGUUCGCCUUCGAGCACCUUGAUGUUGGAUCGCCUCUAUGUCACUUUCUCGCCGAUGUCACCUGUUAUGUGGACAUUCUCGACCCGCUCGAUCCAGAUGACGUCAACUCUUUGCCUUUCAUGAAGAUGCUCUGGCUGCGAUACAAGGAGAUGAUUGGUAAGGCCUCCAGGAAUGAUGACGAACUUCAAUUGUGCGAUUACCACGAGCAUGCGGAUAAAGAAGAAAGGGAGGAAUGCGAAGCGAAGCGAGAGAAGGAGUCGAGUGCGUAA